This is a messenger RNA of Sinocyclocheilus rhinocerous, 3755 nucleotides long. Its product is annotated as adenylate cyclase type 2. The coding region runs from base 140 to 3511 and encodes 1123 amino acids. The record is from RefSeq and is a predicted model, not a curated record. NCBI's taxonomy places the organism in Eukaryota, Metazoa, Chordata, Actinopteri, Cypriniformes, Cyprinidae. Gene Ontology annotation, molecular function: adenylate cyclase activity. Gene Ontology annotation, cellular component: plasma membrane. Gene Ontology annotation, biological process: intracellular signal transduction; adenylate cyclase-activating G protein-coupled receptor signaling pathway; adenylate cyclase-inhibiting G protein-coupled receptor signaling pathway. The transcript has 25 exons.
CUGUCAAACAAACACUCGUGUUCUCCUCUCUCUCUCUCUCUCUCUCUCUCUCUCUCUCUCCGUCUCUCUCCUACUCUCACGUGCUCUCGUGUGUGUCUCAGUCGCUCUCUGCUGCUCAGUUCAUCAUGUUGGCUGGAGAAUGCUGCGUGCAGCAGCGCUCUCUCUCCUGCCCUGGCGCAGGUCGCAUCUGUCCCACCCGCCACAGCUGAGCACUCUCACGGAGGAGGACGAGCCGGAACGGCAGCAGCAGGAGGAAGAGGACGAGGACGAAGGCUCCGGGGUCCAGCCGGACCCCAUGUUCCAACAGACGGCGUACCUGCUGGAGGGUCCGGAGGACAUGGUGGCGUCGUCCGGGGGGCUGAAGUCUCCAGACUGGGUGUACGAGUCCUACUACCGUAUGAGCCAGCAGCAUCCGCUCAUCGUGUUCCUGUUGCUCAUCGUCAUGGGAGCAUGCCUGGCUCUGCUUGCCGUGUUUUUUGCCACCGGACUGACCAUGGAGGAACACAUGGCCUUCAUCAUGACUGUGCCCACAACUCUGGCCAUUUUUCUCACCAUCUUCAUCCUCGUCUGCAUUGAGUCGGUCUUCAAAAAGCUUCUCCGCCUCUUCUCCCUGCUCAUCUGGGGCUGUCUGGUUGCCAUGGGUUACCUCUUCAUGUUCUUCGGUGGGAUCAUCUGUCCAUGGGACCAGGUCUCAUUUUUCCUGUUUAUUGUGUUUGUGGUGUACACCAUGCUGCCGUUCUCCAUGAGGGAUGCCGUCAUCGCUAGUGUCCUCACUUCAUCCUCCCACACACUAGUGCUCAGCAUCUGGCUCUCGAACACUACCGAGCACAUGGAGGCCCUCGUCUGGCAGAACUACAUCAUAUUUGAACUCAAACAGACGUACCACGACACCUGCAACUGCAUCAAGUCUCCCAUCAAACUGGAAUUCGAGAAACAUCAGCAGGAGCGUCUUUUGCUGUCCCUGUUGCCCGCCCACAUUGCGAGGGUGAUGAAGGCAGAGAUCAUUCAGAGACUGAAGGGGCCUAACUUCGGCCAGGCAGAAAACACCAACAACUUUCACAACCUCUACGUACAGAGACACACCAAUGUAAGCAUUCUGUAUGCAGACAUUGUUGGAUUCACGCGUCUGGCCAGUGAUUGUUCGCCUGGAGAAUUGGUCUACAUGCUCAAUGAGCUUUUCGGCAAAUUUGACCAGAUAGCCAAGGAUAACGACUGCAUGCGGAUCAAGAUCCUGGGCGACUGCUAUUACUGUGUGUCAGGGCUGCCAGACCCUCUGACUGAUCACGCCAAGGACUGUGUGAAGAUGGGGCUGGACAUGUGUGAGGCCAUCAAGAAGGUGAGAGAUGCUACCGGAGUUGACAUUAGCAUGCGUGUUGGAGUGCACUCUGGGAAUGUUCUCUGCGGUGUGAUUGGCCUCCAGAAAUGGCAGUAUGAUGUUUGGUCACAUGACGUCACCCUGGCCAAUCACAUGGAGGCGGGGGGUGUACCUGGACGGGUUCACAUCUCUUCUGUGACACUGGAACAUUUGAAAGGAGCUUAUCAAGUCGAGCCAGGCAAUGGACAAAGCAGAGAUUCCUACCUGAAAGAGCACGGCAUCAUCACGUACCUAAUAAUCAACCCGAAGGCAGAAAAACGGAGUCCCCCACUACCUGCUCGGCUUCGUCCCACUCUGGAUGGGGCCAAGAUGAGGGCGUCUGUCCGCAUGCCGCAGUACCUCGAGUCCUGGGGAGCAGCCAAACCGUUUGCUAACCUCCACCAUCGAGACAGCAUGACCAACGAGAACGGCAAGAUCAACACACACGAUGUGCCAUUAGGGCAGUACAGCUUUCAGCAAAGGUCUGAAAGAACAAAAUCGCAGAAAAAGAGAUUUGAAGAGGAGUUGAACGAAAGAAUCAUUCGCACUAUUGAUGGCAUUAACUCACAGAGACAGUGGCUGAAGUCGGAGGACAUUCAGAGGAUAUCUCUGUUCUUUCAUAAUAAGACACUCGAAAAAGAGUACAGAGCCACAACUCUGCCGGCCUUCAAGUACUACGUCACCUGUGCUUGUCUCAUUUUCUUCUGCAUCUUCAUAGUGCAGGUCUUAGUCUUGCCGAAAACCACCGUCCUUGGAGUUUCAUUCGGAAUGGCCUUCCUGCUGCUCGCCUUGAUCCUCGCCAUUUGUUUUGCUGGUCACAUACUGCAAUGGGGCAGAGCAGCCUCCUGCACAAUGCCCUGGCUCCCCAGCUCCUCUAAAGUCAUCACCAACAAGCCCUGGAUACGACUUGCGCUCACCAUGGCAACCACUGCACUUAUCCUAGUCAUGGCCGUGUUCAACAUGUUCUUCUUAGGCCAAGAAAAGAUGGUAGCAUCACCUCCACUCAACAUUUCCAACAACAGUAUGGAUGGUUCAAAUGCUCAAACCACAGACUCCUCAAACAACAAGUUCUACUUGCCAUAUUUCAUCUACAGCUGCAUUCUGGGAUUGAUCUCAUGCUCCGUGUUCCUGAGGAUAAACUAUGAGCUGAAGAUGAUAAUUAUGCUUGCUGCUGUAGUGGGUUAUAAUAUCAUCAUUCUUCAGACCCACGCCUCUGUACUGGAUGAUUACAGCAUGGCCCUCUACAAGACCAAGCAACCAGACCGGCCAGGUGUUCUUAAAGAUUUGAAAACCAUGGGCUCCGUGUCAUUGUUCAUUUUCUUCGUCACUUUGCUUGUGCUUGCCAGACAGAAUGAAUAUUACUGUAGGUUAGACUUCCUGUGGAGGAACAAGUUUAAGAAGGAGUGUGAGGAGAUUGAGACCAUGGAGAACCUGAACCGGGUGCUUUUGGAGAACGUACUUCCUGCCCAUGUGGCAGAACAUUUCCUGGGGCGAAACUGGAAAAAUGAGGAUCUUUACCAUCAGUCGUAUGAUCUUGUGUGUGUGAUGUUCGCCUCCAUCCCAGACUUCAAGGAAUUUUACACAGAAUCUGACGUUAAUAAGGAGGGAUUGGAGUGUCUCAGGCUCCUUAAUGAGAUUAUAGCAGAUUUUGAUGAGUUGCUGUCAAAACCUAAAUUCAGUGGUGUGGAGAAGAUCAAAACGAUUGGCAGCACAUACAUGGCUGCAACGGGGCUGAAUGUGACCCCUGGACCAGAGUACGCGCAGGACCACGACCGGCAGUACAUGCACAUUGGAACAAUGGUGGAGUUUGCAUUUGCUUUGGUGGGGAAGCUUGACGUCAUCAACAAACAUUCCUUUAAUGACUUCAAGCUGCGAGUGGGAAUAAACCACGGCCCAGUAAUUGCAGGAGUAAUCGGAGCACAGAAACCACAGUAUGAUAUCUGGGGGAACACGGUGAAUGUAGCCAGUAGGAUGGAAAGCACAGGGGUGCUUGGGAAAAUACAGGUCACUGAGGAGACGAGUCGGAUCUUGCAGACGUUGGGCUACAUGUGUUCCUGUCGAGGGAUUAUCAAUGUGAAGGGCAAAGGGGAUCUCAAAACCUUCUUCGUUCACACUGAGAUGACACGAUCCUUAUCACAAGGGAAUGUAAUGCCUUGAACCUCAGUCACACACCAGUCAGUCAUUGACCUGAUUAAAACAUGUACAGUUCAAUAUAGCGUUGGCCUACUGUAGUGGAGCUCUACAGCGUUCUGUUUGCACCACAUACACUAGAUUAUUUGCAUUGCUUUAUAAGUAAUGGAUGGCUCGGCGGCUCUGUGUAACCCAGACUUGUAAUUGUGUGUUGCUCAAUCCAUAAUUUAAAGCAGCAGAGAUUUUGUAAAAUAAAGACAAUUAACAAAGG